Molecule: messenger RNA, 2060 nt
Organism: Phlebotomus papatasi
Lineage: Eukaryota; Metazoa; Arthropoda; Insecta; Diptera; Psychodidae
Gene: B52
Product: serine-arginine protein 55
Exons: 9
Coding region: 191-1177 (328 amino acids)
Biological process (GO): mRNA splice site recognition; alternative mRNA splicing, via spliceosome
Cellular component (GO): ribonucleoprotein complex; cytoplasm; nucleus
Molecular function (GO): mRNA binding
Source: RefSeq, a predicted model, not a curated record
GGGGUUGCCAUUGGUGUCCCAAACAUGGCGUGCUGUCAUUUGCCUGCAGCGCCACUGCAUUUAUUUCCCGAGCGUCGCUGUGUUGUGGCGAGUGUUUGAGAAAUCAGUGAGAAUACUGUGGAAAAGUUGCAAGGACGUGCUGGAAAAUAGUGUUAAACUGAAGAUAAACGCCUGUGCUACAAACUGAGAAAUGGUUGGAUCACGGGUCUACGUGGGUGGAUUGCCGUAUGGCGUGCGUGAGCGGGAUUUGGAGAGAUUUUUCAAAGGCUAUGGGAGGACUCGAGACAUUCUCAUCAAAAAUGGCUACGGAUUUGUGGAAUUUGAGGACUAUAGAGAUGCAGAUGAUGCGAUUUAUGAGCUAAACGGGAAGGAAUUGCUGGGAGAAAGGUCUUCUUCCAGAGUCGUUGUUGAGCAGGCGCGAGGCCAGGCGAGAGGUGGGCAUCGGGAUCGUUAUGAUGAUCGUUAUAGUCGCAGGGGACGCUACAAUGAUAAAUCAUCAUCUCGCUAUGGACCUCCUUUGCGCACGGAGUAUCGCUUGAUUGUGGAGAAUUUAUCGAGUCGCGUCAGCUGGCAGGACCUGAAGGAUUACAUGCGCCAGGCUGGUGAAGUGACUUAUGCUGAUGCCCACAAGCAGCGUCGCAAUGAAGGAGUUGUUGAAUUUGCUUCGCAUACGGACAUGAAGACGGCCAUUGAGAAGUUGGAUGAUACGGAAUUGAAUGGGAGGCGUAUUCGAUUGGUGGAGGAUCGCCGAUCGGGACGUGGUGGUGGUGGACGGGGAAGAUCACGAUCUUCCAGCAGUCGAUCACGAUCACGCUCUCGCAGGCGUUCUCGAUCACGUUCACGCUCCAAGUCCCGAAGCCGCUCAAAGUCCCGCGGUGGCGGACGUUCCAAGUCCAAGUCAGCGGCUAAAUCACGCUCCAGAUCGCGUUCAAAGAAUUCACGAGACAAUUCCAAAUCAAAGUCUCGUUCUCGUUCACUGAAGCGUGAUUCACGCUCACGAUCGCGAUCUUUGAAGCGCGAUCGUGAUUCACGCUCACGAUCACGCUCUAAAUCCAAUAGAAAGUCCACAUCGAGGGAUCGUUCUGAUCGUUCAGAGGAUAAAGAUCGCAAAUCACGUUCGGAAUCACCAAAGAACAACGGCGGAUCUCCUGGACACAAUGAAAGCAUGGAGGAUUAGGCACUUUUCAGAUGAGUUUUUUCUUGUUUUAAUGCAAUUCUUCACCGUUUUUUACUGAUUUCUUUAAGAAAAAAAAAGAAAUAAUUGAUCUUUUUUGAGUAUGAAGAAUUAUGGAAAAUUGAUAAAAUUUUAAUACAGAACCUGAUAAAAUUUUUGUGGAAAUUCUUGUAAAAUUGAUUUCAAGAAAAGUAAAAGAACUAAAAAGAAUUAUUCUCUCGAGAAUAGAUUUUCUAAUUUUUAUUUAAAAAAAAUUAAAGGAUAAAGGUUGAAAUUGCAAAAAAGAGAAGUACACCAUAAAAAUAGUUUUUAAAAAAUAGAAUAAAUAUUAACAAAAAAAUUAAAAGAUCACUUUUAUUUGUGGUUUAAAAAUGAACUAACAUUUAUUUAGAACAUAUUAGCUCAUAGAUUUGAUAUUUUAUACAGAAGAAAAAAAAACAAUUAAAAAAAGAAAGAAAACCAGAAAGUUUUUAUUCAUUAAAACUUUGUGAAAUACUUUUAUUUUCUCUUAAUUUUUUUCUCUCCAAGACAUUUAACAUUGCAAGAAUUAUUUCUAAAUAAUUUCUCUCAACUAAUGGUACAUGUUCUAAUCAAAUAGUUUAUGCUCUUUAUUGAGUUAAUUUUUACAGUGUUAGUUAAGGGGAAGCGACUGCAGAUAACUUGUAUAAUGAAUACUAUUUCCUUUUUCCGAAAAAAAGCCCCAAGUAGAAGGGGGACUGUAGUAGAUUGGUAGUCAUGGAAAAGAGAUAAUGUAACAACUUCUACAUAAAUUACUAUAUUCAGAUAAUCUGAUGGUAAAUAGAUUAAGAUACAAGAGUGUGGAGAUAUAAAUGUAAACCUUACUGUAUAGUGACAUUUAAUGAAGUACAGAAUAUUGGAGAAAAGA